AUGGAAGGAAUGGCAAACAACGAAGAUCAACCAAUGACCAUGUUCGAUUAUGCUCGUCCAUCAUUAACAGGGACAGAGUCUAGCAUUGUCCGUCCGGAUGUGCAAGGAAAUUUUGAAAUAAAGCCCAAUGUUAUUCAGAUGGUUCAGCAGUUUGUCCAGUUUGAUGGGUUGCAAGACGGAGACCCCAAUGCUCACAUUGCAAAUUUUCUAGAAAUUUGUGAUACUUUCAAGAUCGAUGGAGCUACUGAUGAUGCAAUCCGCUUGAGACUAUUUCCAUUUUCUCUCAGGAGCAGAGCAAAGCAAUGGUUGAAUUCUCUCCCACGAGGGUCUAUCACUUCAUGGGAGGCUAUGGCAGAAAAAUUCUUGGCAAAAUAUUUCCCUCCCGCGAAAACUGCCAAAAUGAGGAACGAUAUCUCUUCCUUCUAUCAGUUGGAGUCAGAGACAUUAUACGAUACAUGGGAGAGGUUCAAGGAAUUGUUGCGGAAAUGCCCACAUCAUGGGAUUCCGGACUGGCUUCAAGUGCAAACCUUCUACAAUGGAUUAAACACAGCCACAAGACAAAUGAUAGAUGCUGCAGCUGGGGGCACUUUAAAUAGCAAGACACCAAGGGCUGCACAAGAACUGUUUGAAGAAAUGGCAAUGAACAACUAUCAAUGGAGCUCCACUCGAUCCAAACCUGCAAAAUCGGCGGGGAUCUAUAGUCUUGAUGCAGUAACAUCCUUGGCAAUGCAAGUGGAAGCCUUAGGGAAGAAGAUUGAUGGUCUAUCUGUUAACCAUCAAGUUGCUCCGGUAAUGAGAUGUGAUAUUUGCGGAGGAGGCCACCCUAAUCAUGAGUGUCGAGCUACUCAGAAAGAAUAUGCCAAUGUGAUAGGAAACAUACCACCUUAUCAAAAUUAUAAUGGCAUGAAUAAUCCGGGCUGGAGGAACUAUGCAAACCAACCAUGGAACAACAACCAACAGCCAAUGCAGAACAACACACUCCCAGGAUUUCAACAAGCUUCACAUCCACCACCACCCCCAGCUGAAAAGAAGUCAAACCUUGAGGAACUCCUCUCAGAAAGACCCCAAGGAAGCUUGCCUAACAAUACUGAGACUAAUCCUAGGGAGCAGGUCAAUGCAGUAACAUUAAGGAGUGGCAGAACAUUACAAGAGAAGGGGAAGCAAGAAACAGAAAAAGAUGCAGUUGAAGAGGAGGAUAAAUGUCAAGAGGAGAAUGUGGAAAAGCCCCCUGUAGUGAAAGAAUUCAUACCCCCACUUCCCUACCCAGCUAGAUUGAAGAAGGACAGAGACAAUGAACAGUUUGGUAAAUUUCUUUCCUUAUUUCGUCAGCUUCAUAUUAAUUUACCGUUUGUUAAUGCCUUGGCACAGAUGCCCAAGUACGCCAAAUUUCUGAAGGAUCUAUUGUCCAACAAGAAGAAAUUGGAGGAGUUGGCCACAGUAACUCUGAAUGAAGAAUGCUCAGCAAUUCUGCAAAACAAGAUGCCCGAAAAAUUAAAAGAUCCAGGGAGUUUUAAUCUUCCUUGUCUCAUUGGUAGAUUGAUAGUUGAUAGGGCUUUAGCUGAUUUAGGUGCUAGCAUUAAUUUGAUGCCAUAUUCUGUUUUUAAGAAAUUAGGUUUAGGGGAACCUAGGCCAACUAGGAUGAGUAUUCAAUUAGCUGAUAGGUCAAUUAAAUAUCCUAGGGGUAUCAUUGAGGAUGUGCUUGUAAAAGUAGACAAAUUUAUUUUUCCUGUUGAUUUUGUGAUUCUUGAUAUGGACGAGGACACUAAUGUUCCCUUGAUCUUAGGUCGUCCAUUUUUAGCUACUACAGGGGCUAUAAUUGAUGUGAGGGAUGGAAAGUUAAUUUUGAGGGAAUUCUUGAUUUCAAACCCAUUGGAAAGAAGCUUAGUUCAUGAUAGAGGAAAAGAUGAUAUGAGCUUGGUAACUCAAGAACAGUGGUGUCAUUUAGAAGCCACUAAGCCAUUAUGGAGAAAGAGAGACUUCAAAGUUUUGGAGUGA
This is a messenger RNA of Abrus precatorius (Indian licorice), 1995 nucleotides long. RefSeq lists its product as uncharacterized. The transcript has 3 exons. The record is from RefSeq and is a predicted model, not a curated record. Bases 1 to 1995 code for a protein of 664 amino acids. NCBI's taxonomy places the organism in Eukaryota, Viridiplantae, Streptophyta, Magnoliopsida, Fabales, Fabaceae.